UCAUCAUCCCGACUCUGCUGGGGCUUUGAGGCGCAGCAGCAGCAGCAGACCUCCCGUAUCCGACAGACCGACAUCCUCCGCAUUGAAUCCGCGCCCGCUGCUGCUGCUCUGGAGGGACUUCUCGGUGGACCAGCAUCAUGCGCAGGACUCACUAACUCCUGUGGACGCUUUCCCCUUGCAGCGCGGUCACCUCCUCUCCAGCUAAAUUUGCCGCUUUCGAGUCCCUUUUUUUUUGUCAAGGAUAGUAAUAACAAUAACAAUAACGAUGAGGCGCGACAGAGACCGCGAUGAACGUUCGAGAGACAGAGGCCGAGACCGCGACAGGGACCGAGAUGUGAGGCCUUCGUCCGGGAUGCCCGGCGUCCCAGCUGCAGGCGGCUUGGGCUUCCUUAAACAGCCGCCCAUGCAGCAGCAGCAGCAGCAGCAGCAGCAGCAGCUCAACCCUUUCACCAGCCUGCCCCACACGCCUCGCUACUAUGAGAUCCUCAAGAAGCGGCUGCAGCUGCCGGUCUGGGAGUACAAGGAGAGGUUCACCGACAUCCUGAGGCGGAACCAGUCUUUUGUGCUGGUGGGAGAGACGGGCUCUGGAAAGACCACGCAGAUCCCUCAGUGGUGUGUGGACAUGGUUCGGUCAGUGCCGGGGCAGCGGAGAGCGGUGGCCUGCACCCAGCCCAGGAGGGUGGCGGCCAUGAGCGUCGCCCAGAGGGUCGCUGACGAGAUGGAUGUCAUGCUGGGCCAAGAGGUGGGCUACUCCAUCAGGUUUGAGGACUGCAGCUCUGCCAAGACUGUGCUCAAGUACAUGACAGAUGGGAUGCUGCUGCGGGAGGCCAUGAACGACCCCCUGCUGGAGCGCUAUGGCGUCAUCAUUCUGGACGAGGCCCACGAACGCACAUUGGCUACAGACAUACUCAUGGGAGUCCUUAAGGAGGUGGUCCGCCAGAGGUCUGACCUGAAGGUCAUUGUCAUGAGUGCGACGCUCGAUGCCGGUAAAUUCCAGGUGUACUUCGACAGCUGCCCGCUCCUAACUAUACCCGGACGCACGCACCCCGUGGAGAUAUUCUACACGCCGGAGCCGGAGCGCGACUACCUGGAGGCUGCCAUCCGCACUGUGAUCCAGAUCCACAUGUGCGAGGUGGACGAGGGGGACGUGUUGCUCUUCCUCACCGGACAAGAGGAAAUUGACGAGGCCUGCAAGCGGAUCAAGAGGGAGGUCGACGAUCUGGGGCCGGACGUCGGCGAUAUCAAGAUCAUCCCGCUGUACUCCACGCUGCCCCCGCAGCAGCAGCAGAGGAUCUUCGAGCCGCCCCCGCCCAAUAAACCGAACGGCGCCAUCGGAAGGAAGGUCGUCGUGUCAACAAACAUCGCCGAGACGUCCCUGACCAUCGAUGGCGUGGUGUUUGUAAUUGAUCCGGGAUUUGCCAAGCAAAAGGUUUACAACCCUCGUAUCCGAGUGGAAUCCCUUUUGGUUACAGCCAUCAGCAAAGCCUCGGCCCAGCAGAGGGCAGGUCGAGCUGGACGAACACGCCCCGGAAAAUGUUUCCGCCUCUACACGGAGAAAGCGUAUAAGACCGAAAUGCAAGACAACACGUAUCCAGAAAUCCUCAGGUCUAAUCUGGGCUCCGUGGUGCUGCAGCUGAAGAAACUGGGCAUCGAUGACCUGGUGCACUUUGACUUCAUGGACCCGCCAGCCCCGGAGACCCUGAUGCGAGCCCUGGAGCUGCUGAACUACCUGGCGGCGCUCAACGACGACGGCGACCUGACGGAGCUGGGCUCCAUGAUGGCAGAGUUCCCCCUGGACCCCCAGCUGGCCAAGAUGGUCAUCGCCAGCUGUGAAUUCAACUGCUCCAACGAGAUCCUCUCCAUCACCGCCAUGUUGUCAGUCCCGCAGUGCUUCGUCCGACCCACGGAGGCCAAGAAGGCGGCUGACGAGUCCAAGAUGCGCUUCGCCCACAUCGACGGAGACCACCUGACGCUGCUCAACGUCUACCACGCCUUCAAGCAAAACCACGAGUCCACCCAGUGGAGCUACGACAACUUUGUCAACUACCGCUCGCUGAUGUCGGCCGACAACGUUCGGCAGCAGCUGUCCAGGAUCAUGGACCGUUUCAGCCUGCCGCGGCGGAGCACCGAGUUCAGCAGCAGAGACUACUACGUCAACAUCCGCCGAGCGCUGGCCACGGGCUUCUUCAUGCAGAUCGCUCACCUGGAGCGAACAGGCCAUUACCUGACGGUGAAGGACAACCAAGUCGUGCAGCUGCACCCCUCCACGGUGCUGGACCACAAGCCCGAGUGGGUGCUCUACAACGAGUUCGUGCUCACCACCAAGAACUACAUCCGCACGUGCACGGACGUCAAGCCAGAGUGGCUGGUGAAGAUUGCCCCGCAGUACUACGAGAUGAGCAACUUCCCUCAGUGCGAGGCGAAGAGACAGUUGGAGCGCAUCAUUGCUAAGCUCUCGUCCAAGGAAUACACUCAGUACUGAGAAGAUCUGCAUCCGCCCUGUCUGUACAAAGUAAAAUCAUUGGAACUCUAUUUUUUUUUUUGUUUGUUUUUUUUAAUUAUCAUCUUCAUUUUGAAUCCUGUUUUUUGUCACGGUGAUGCGUUUUCCUAUUGCUGGAUGUCCUGUUUUUUCUUAAAGACAAAAGAGCGAAUGAAAGGACUAUAAAGACUUGUCAUCUGUGUCCGUCUGGAGCAUGGUACUUCACGUACAUUUCAGUAAUAAUAACAGAUCUCACCGUUGUUUUGCUCGUUCUGCUAAAUCAGUCUACAAAGAGAGGCUUUGGCUCAAAUGUAAUUUAUACCGUAUUUUGAUGCGAGCAUAAUGUUAUGUUCUCUUGUCGUGGAGAUGGGCAACUGGGUCACAUUUCCCGUCUAAUGUUUAACUUAAUAAAAAUGCCUUUGUUACAAA
Messenger RNA from Mugil cephalus (flathead mullet), 2908 nucleotides. RefSeq names its product DEAH (Asp-Glu-Ala-His) box helicase 15 (gene dhx15). NCBI's taxonomy places the organism in Eukaryota, Metazoa, Chordata, Actinopteri, Mugiliformes, Mugilidae. Gene Ontology annotation, molecular function: RNA binding; ATP binding; RNA helicase activity. The transcript is spliced from 14 exons. The record is from RefSeq and is a predicted model, not a curated record. Gene Ontology annotation, cellular component: intracellular anatomical structure; spliceosomal complex. The coding region runs from base 266 to 2482 and encodes 738 amino acids.